CCGAAACGAGACUGACAGCCCAAUCAGUUACUGAGAUCGGCGUCGCUUCUGAACUUCCAUCAUUAAUCGCUGAAGCACUUUUUGCCUUCUAGUUUCCACAAAUUUUGGUGCUUUAGCUCCAGCUCCAGUUGUUCUUGAAAUGUGUAGUGGGAGCUCUAUGGCUGUGGUGGCUUCUGCUCCAGGGAAGGUGUUGAUGACCGGGGGUUAUCUCAUAUUAGAGAGACCAAACUCGGGGCUUGUACUCAGUACAAAUGCCCGGUUUUAUGCAAUCGUGAAACCACUUUAUGAGGAAAUAAAACCCGAUAGCUGGGCGUGGGCAUGGACAGAUGUGAAAUUAACAUCUCCUCAGCUGUCCAGAGAAGGCAUGUACAAAUUUGCUCUCAAAAGUCUUCAAAUUCAAUGUGUUUCUUCAAGUGAAACAAGGAAUCCUUUUGUGGAGAAUGCUGUGCAAUAUUCUUUGGCUGCUGCGCGUGCAACAUUUGACAAGAAUAAGAUCGAGUCAUUGCAUAAGCUACUUUUGCUAGGUCUUGAUAUUACAAUUUUGGGUGGUAAUGAUUUCUAUUCAUACAGGAACCUGAUUGAAAGAUACGGACUUCCUUUGACGUCAGAAUCAUUGGCCACCCUUCCACCAUUUUCCUCAAUAACCUUGAAUAUUGAGGAUGCUAGUGGAGCAAGCUGCAGACCUGAAGUAGCCAAAACUGGAUUGGGCUCGUCUGCAGCAAUGACAACUGCUGUGGUUUCUGCUUUACUUCAUUACUUUGGAGUUGUAAGGCUCUCCUUAUCCAACGAUCCUCAGGAAAGGAAGAAUAUUGAAGAUCUUGAUGUGGUGCAUAAAAUAGCUCAAACUGCUCAUUGUAUUGCACAAGGAAAAGUAGGCAGCGGGUUUGAUGUUAGCUCAGCUGUCUAUGGCAGUCAACGCUAUGUGCGGUUUUCACCAGAAGUGAUCUCUUAUGCUCAGGUUUCAGCAAAUGCGGGGUUUCUAUUGGAGGCUAUCACUAAUGUUUUGAAAGGAAAAUGGGACCAUGAGAGGACUGAGUUUUCAUUACCUCCCUUGAUGACUCUUUUACUAGGAGAACCAGGAACUGGUGGUUCAUCCACACCAUCGAUGGUAGGUUCUGUCAAAAAAUGGCAAAAGUCAGACCCUCAUAAAUCUCAGGAAAUGUGGAGAAGGCUGUCAGAAGCAAAUUCAGCUCUGGAAAUGCAACUGAAAUUGUUAAGCGGACUAGCAAAGGAACAAUGGGAUGCAUAUAAAUAUGUAAUUGAUAGCUGCAGCAUGCUUAGAUCAGACAAGUGGAUUGAGCAAGCUUCUGAACCUAACAAAGAAGCAGUUAUUAAAGCACUGCUAGGAGCAAAAGAUGCGAUGCUUCAAAUUAGAUAUCAUAUGCGCACAGUGGGUGAGGCCGCUGGUGUUCCUAUUGAACCAGAAUCACAGACACGACUUCUUGACGCUACUAUGAACUUGGAAGGGGUUUUGCUGGCAGGAGUUCCAGGAGCAGGAGGAUUUGAUGCAGUCUUCGCUGUCACCUUAGGAGGUUCAAGCACAAACGUAUCAAAAGUUUGGGGUUCACUCGAUGUGCUUGCAUUGCUUGUUACAGAAGAUCCUCGUGGAGUUUCUAUAGAGAAUGCUGACCCACGAACCAAUGAAAUCACAUCAGCUGUGUCGGCAAUCCAUAUUGAAUAAGCUGAUUGCCAUGAAUUAAAAUAUCGCAAAUGACCGCAAAAUAUUUGCAAGGAAUGUGUUCUAGAAUAGGUGAAUUAAUUUCUUUUGCGUAUGAGGAAAAAGAUGACCGGAUAAUAAGAUUGAUAUCCGUUGUAUUCUUGAAAAAUGUACAAUGUGAAAAGGAACCCUUCAUUUAA
Molecule: messenger RNA, 1857 nt
Organism: Neltuma alba
Lineage: Eukaryota; Viridiplantae; Streptophyta; Magnoliopsida; Fabales; Fabaceae
Product: phosphomevalonate kinase, peroxisomal
Exons: 10
Coding region: 140-1681 (513 amino acids)
Biological process (GO): isopentenyl diphosphate biosynthetic process, mevalonate pathway
Cellular component (GO): peroxisome
Molecular function (GO): phosphomevalonate kinase activity; ATP binding
Source: RefSeq, a predicted model, not a curated record